AUGGAACUCGUAUCGACUUACGGCGAGACCGAUUUCGCUGCCUUGCAAGCGCGGUCGAGAGUGUCUUCCCUCCUGGAAACUUUCGUCCUUUUCCGGGAGAUCGCCGAUUGUCUGACGAGUUGCGAACAAGAUCGAAAUCUCCGACAGAGCUACCGCUACCUUCAUGUUCAAAUUCUCCUCCUGAACGAGCAGGUCGAGACUUCACACUUUCCGUCCAAGUCAAUCGCCUUGGCCCCGCUGGCCUGGCUACUCCUCAAGCGAUUCACCUCUUUGCUUCGUCCACCGGUCAAGAAUAGUCUACAAUCCCCGGCCGAAGCACUACAGAGGCUGGCGGAUGUACAGGCAGGAUGGGGCCGUUUGACGUCCUGGUCGGAGAAGAUCGCAUACAGCAGAACAAACUUCGCCUGGGAGACCAAACAGUUGUGGGAUGAGGUAGCCUUCUUCCUGGAAGAAUGCGCGGAUGCGCUUGAUGCGCCCGGGCCCGAUGCCGUCGGGGAGUCACGGCCUCCCAUCGCAAGGGUCAAUGUCUCAAUACCCACUUCCGUGCACGUGGAAGCGAACCUGGUCUUCGAUGCGCUCCUAGCCAGUGCCCAGGCGUGUCACUGCCUGCCGUGCCACACCUAUACCGCGCGACUGCGGCUGGCGACUUACCGCAGCCGGCGGCCGUUGGAGCAGAAAUGUGUGUUUAGCCUCAUGCUUAGCCCGAAUGAAUCGUACUGGCAAGAGGUAGUGAUUCAAGCCGCGAUACCGGAAAAGACCUCAAAGGUACGCAUUGCGGUCAAGGAAAGCACACCGAGGAAGAGGCGGGGGGAGACCUCCAUUCUAAUCAACAAGCUAUGCGACCAUGUUAGCCCCCAGCACUUCCGCCGCUGUCUCAACAUGGAAGUGGAGAAUGGGAAACUCCGGAAGUUCAAAUCCGCAGACAGCCAGAUGCAGCUGAAGACUAUCCCAGUCCGUCUCGAGCGAAUUCUGGAAGCCCACCCGAAGAGCUUGGGAGAUAGAAUCAAACGGGUGUUAGCGGUCCUGCUGGGGCAUUGCGUCCUGCAUCUGUAUGGAACCCCUUGGCUGCGACCGGGUUCAUUCAAUUCGUCCAAUAUCAUCUUCCUUGGCACCUCCGCCUCCGUGCCUUUGCAGCCCUUCAUCCAUUCCAGGGUCUGGGCACGUUUUCAUGGUGAUGAUCAGUCGGACGAUGAGGAGUGUCGCGACCCUGAUGACCUCCCAUUGCAUCCACGUCCCGGCCUCGUCAUGUUGGCGAUCCUGCUCAUUGAGAUAUACCAGGCAACCUCGAUACGUUCUUUGGUCCGCUCCUAUGGCGCCGGCUGGGAAUCAUUGGAGCUGCUGGACGAAAAUUCUCGUUUUCAUAUCGCGCGAGAGGCUUUUAGAAAGUGUAGCCCUAGUUUCUCUGAUAAUUACCGCAUCGCGGUGGCCCGCUGUCUAGAUGUCCAGUUCGGAAUCGACGACAAGGACAACGAAUUGGAAGAUCACGACUUCAAAGGGCUUAUCUAUAUGGAGAUUGUGCAGCGUCUCGAGGCCGAGCUUAGGCAAGGGUUCAGUGAUAUGUCUCUUGAUCACUUGGAUGACAUCGCGCCGAAGAUGGAUCUUAACAGCUUGGAAACAAUCAGGCUCCCCGACUCGAAUGAAUUUGAGGUAGACCUGUUGCAGCCAGCGGUUGUCACCGCUGGAUCACGAUCCUCAGCCCCAGCGCGAGAGCUUUCGAUCCCCGGAUCGAUGCCUCCACAACUCAACCAGUUUGAUACCCGCGUUUCCCAUUAUUCAUCACCCGAACCCGUCCAGCGGAGCAGAUCUGUUCCCAUCCCACGAACUCAAUCCCCAAAAAGGUUCGCAUGUGGCGAUUACACGGUGGGGUGGAUCUCUGCGCUCGACAAAGAGAUGGCGACCGCGCAAGCAAUGCUGGAUGAAGAACAUGGCCUUCCGCACGACUACCGCUUCGACAACAACACCUAUACCCUCGGAUGCAUCGGCACGCACAAUGUCGUCCUCACGUGUCUGCCGGAUGGAAUCAUGGGCACGACGGCCGCCGCCAUCAUCGCUCAGCGGAUGUGCCAAACGUUUCCCCACAUUCGCAUCGGACUCAUGGUGGGCAUCGGAGGCGCGGCACCCAGCGUCACGCAUGAUAUUCGACUGGGGGACGUGAUCGUCGGGACCCCGCACCAUGGGCAGUCAGGCGUAAUUCAGUACGACUUUGGCAAGCGCACCGAGGCGGGCCGGAUUCACAUUGUCUCGGCGCUGAAUCGACCGCCGGAUGCUCUUCUGACUGCGGUCAACAGCCUCAAAUCCAAACAUCUCCUCUACGGCCCUGGCUUGACCCGGUACCUCGAUGCAAUGGUCCAUCGCUACCCGCUUCUGCAGGCCGAGUUCGCGUACCCUGGCGCCGGGCAUGAUCACCUCUACCAAUCGGACUAUGGCCACCGCAGUCCCGCCGGAUCAUGCUCAACGUGUGACCCAGCACGCAUCGUGUCCCGAGCCCCGCGCGCCACCACGGCACCCAUGGUCCAUUACGGGCUGAUCGCCUCGGGCAACCAGGUCAUGAAGCAUGGGCCGACCCGCGACCGGAUGCAGGCGGAACUGGGCAUCCUCUGCUUCGAGAUGGAAGCGGCGGGCUUGGUGGAUAGUUUCCCGUGCCUAGUCAUCCGGGGGGUUAGCGACUAUGCUGAUUCGCAUAAGAAUGACCGCUGGCAGGGGUACGCGGCAGCGGUGGCCUCGGCUUAUGCGAAGGAACUCCUGGUCUCAAUGUCUGGAAUCUCUCACUCCAGAGACGGUACAGGAUGGACCGAUCCAUGA
Molecule: messenger RNA, 2802 nt
Organism: Aspergillus fijiensis CBS 313.89
Lineage: Eukaryota; Fungi; Ascomycota; Eurotiomycetes; Eurotiales; Aspergillaceae
Product: purine and uridine phosphorylase
Exons: 2
Coding region: 1-2802 (933 amino acids)
Biological process (GO): nucleoside metabolic process
Molecular function (GO): catalytic activity
Source: RefSeq, a predicted model, not a curated record